This is a messenger RNA of Fusarium odoratissimum NRRL 54006, 237 nucleotides long. RefSeq lists its product as uncharacterized. The coding region runs from base 1 to 237 and encodes 78 amino acids. The transcript has a single exon. Lineage: Eukaryota; Fungi; Ascomycota; Sordariomycetes; Hypocreales; Nectriaceae. The record is from RefSeq and is a predicted model, not a curated record.
AUGAUCACCGCAGAUGACAGUAUUACGCGAAAUGCUCUUAUCCCUCCUGUGAUAAUCUCUCUCGAAGAUACCAAGCAUGUCAAGAAGAAUAAGCCUCAGCGCAAGGACGUGUUCGCGAAACCGCAGACUCCGCAGACCAGAUUGUGCAAGGACUACCUUGACGAUAUGGAGGAACUCGAGGAGGAUAGCGAGGAUGGUGACCAGCAGGCUUUGUUGAAUGGUUCUCUGGAUGGGUGA